Messenger RNA from Amphibalanus amphitrite, 2579 nucleotides. Its product is annotated as neurotrimin-like. The transcript is spliced from 11 exons. NCBI's taxonomy places the organism in Eukaryota, Metazoa, Arthropoda, Thecostraca, Balanomorpha, Balanidae. Gene Ontology annotation, cellular component: neuron projection. The coding region runs from base 189 to 1481 and encodes 430 amino acids. The record is from RefSeq and is a predicted model, not a curated record.
CAGUGGGUGCUGUGAGGAACACGACUCAGUGACUUGGCUGGGGGUGUGCAGGCUAUUGCUGGAGUAGGCCCGGCGCAUUCAAUUCAUUGAGAAGGUAAUCGCAAAGCACUGGACGACUUUCCACCUGAAAAUAGUUCGAAAAGCCGGAGCACUUAUUGGAGCGAUGAGCCAGUACUGAUGCUUGAAGCAUGAUCUCAAGGAAAACGGUCAUAAUCGUCCUCGUUAUUCUUCCACUAGGACUGGCAUACAGACCCGAGUUUGUGGGCACGGUGAAAAAUGUGACGGUGCAAGAAGGUCGAGAGGCGGUGCUCUCCUGCACAGUGGACAAACUCCGAACAUACAAGGUGGCCUGGGUGCGUGUGGACACGCAGACGAUUCUCACCAUCCACACGACGGUGAUCACCCGCAACCCGCGCGUGACGCUCGAGCACAACGGCCACACCAACUGGCACCUGCACAUCAGCGAUGUCAACGAGCAGGACCGCGGCGCAUACAUGUGCCAGAUCAACACCGACCCCAUGAUCUCGCAGGCCGGCUUCCUGCAGGUGGUCGUGCCACCGAAAAUUAACGACCUGGGCAGCAGCACGGACAUGAUCGUCAGGGAGAUGCAGGACAUCAGCCUGAGGUGCCGAGCGUCGGGCUUCCCUCCGCCGCGGGUGCAGUGGAGGCGAGAGGACGGCGCAGCCAUCCAGCGCGGAAACGGCAGAGACUCCGCUGCGAUGCUGGUGGAGGGUGAACAGCUCAACAUCACGCGCGUCAGUCGACUGCACAUGGGGGCCUACCUGUGCAUCGCGCGAAACGGCAUUCUUCCGGCCGUUAGCAAGAGGGUCGACGUCAAGGUGCACUUCGGCCCGGUGAUGCUCGUCUCCUCGCAGCUCGAGUCGGCUUACGUCGGCCAGCGCUCCAAGCGCCUGCAGUGUGAGACCGAGGCGUACCCCCGCUCCAUCAACUACUGGACCAACGGCGCCGGAGAGAUGAUCGUCGCCAGUGAAAAGUACCAGCUCAAGACUGUGGAGAAAUCUCUGUAUCAAUUAUCAAUGAUUCUCAUUAUCCACCACAUACAGAGAGGUGACUUUCAAAACUACAGAUGUGUGGCCAAAAACUCGCUCGGAGAAGUGGAUGGAGUUAUAUCCCUGGACGAGGAGCCUGCGCCGACGACGUACAGCACUGUGAAGCUGAACCAGAACAUAUACACCUCGCCGGCAGAGUCGCCGGCGGAGACUGCCGCAGAGCGGGAGGAGGUCGUCCCUGCUAGACCGGACCCCCGGUCCGACCGCCAGUGGGAUGGUGUCCGCAGAGGUCCCACGCCGGCGCGGCCGGAGCGGCCACCUCCCGGGCUGGGGAAGCCGGGAGAGGCGUCGGCUGGCGAUAGGUACUCGGUCGAGCGGACAUCUAGCAGGGCGACAGUCACCCAGGACGCCCAGUGGCUACUGGUAGCCAUCGUCGCCGCUGCCGUGGAAGCCUACUGGGGCCUCCGCUAACCGGGAGACUCCGAAUGAAACGCUGUUCCUGAUGCCCACCGUGGUGAUUGUGCACCGUUCAAAGCGUUACCGAUGAUGAAAUGCAUGAUGUCUAGACUCGUGGUUUUGUCGUGACGUCACUGCAAUCCAUGCACGGGCCCAGAGAGAGUGUAAAGGAGCCACAGGGUAAGCUUCCUAAGCCAAUGCAGGUCUUCAACUGAUUCGGAGAUUUGCAGUGUUUCCUGUUUACGAAUAGCGUUUAGCGGCAUCCAGCAGACAGAUAUUAACUAUCUAUGGUUAUGCGAGUGAGUUGUGAGUUAAAAAGCAAGUGAGUUAUAUCACAGUGCGGGAUUGGGGUGUAUAUGCAGGCCACACAUGUGGCAACGCCACCCUUCCUCGGCUGAUGCAUCCAGUCCGUUUAAAUGGAUGAGCCUGUUUCCUAGGGUCACGGGCAAUGAAUGUCGCUAUUUGCAUCGGUGGGCUUUUGGAUCCAUUGGAACGGUAAUAUAGGCAUUUGGUAUCAUGGUAAAAUAGCGAAAAUGCUAGAUUAUGGGAACAUUAUGUGGAUAUUUGAUAUGCAGCUCAGUUAUAAUUUCUCUCGACAAUUAGCACGAGUUAAUUUCAAAUCAUAAAGCAAAGCGAGUGUCCACCUCAAUAUCAAUGUCUGAUGUCACGACCCAGCCAAUAAGUUUUUGAAAACUGUUUUGGAAGCAGGCUAGCUGCCAGGAGCUGCAGUUCGAGUCGUGCACGACUGAAAAUAAGUUGAGUCGUCGUGCAUUGUUCAGUGUUGACUACCUAUAUUUGUUGACGACGAGGUCGUUUGGUGAGAACGGAUGUGGCAGUGUUUUCCGCCGUGCUCAGUCGGGCUUUGUGAAAGCACGAAUGUUUGAUGGUGAGUGUGCAUGAGUGCGCAAUAUGUAUUAUGUAGCGUAGUCACGGGUAUGUGCAAUGUGGAUUCGACUGCAGGAGAAUGGAGGACUGAAUAUUCGGCGCUGCUGUCCAUCGCUGUACGGUCCACGAUGAACGUUGACCGCGGGUAUCCCGGCCUGGAAUGCUACUUUACUUACCGAGCGCAAGAGGUGAUUCAAUACACUGUGCUGGCCGGGAAAGUUGUCACAA